Prosopis cineraria is the source of this 285-nucleotide messenger RNA. Its product is annotated as precursor of CEP3. Lineage: Eukaryota; Viridiplantae; Streptophyta; Magnoliopsida; Fabales; Fabaceae. The transcript has a single exon. The record is from RefSeq and is a predicted model, not a curated record. Gene Ontology annotation, biological process: nitrate import; regulation of leaf morphogenesis; root development. The coding region runs from base 1 to 285 and encodes 94 amino acids. Gene Ontology annotation, molecular function: hormone activity. Gene Ontology annotation, cellular component: extracellular region.
AUGGCCCAAAUCAAGUUCGUCCUGUGCUUUGUCAUCCUUGCACUGACCUUGCUCCUAGAAUUUUCAUCCAUUGAGGGACGACAUUUGAAGUCUGAAGGCAGCGAAAAGUUUGCCAAGCGUGAGGUCGACGACCUUGGGCAUGGAAAAGAACUGUCAACUGCGAAUGCUGUCGCCGUGAUAGACGUGCCUCCACCGUCGCCGCCCUCUGAGGGUCGUCACGUCUCUGAUUUCAGACCCACGAACCCCGGUCACAGCCCCGGCGUAGGACACUCCGUUCACAACUAA